AUGCAACCGCGGUCCCUCGACUUACUAAGUAGCCCAGGCACGGGGAACUUGUUUGCUGUUUUUCUAACAAAUUUUAUUAAAACAGGUGGUAUGGAGGGCGCGGCGACGCCAGAGACGGGGCGUCGAACCCGAGCCGCCCUCGCCGAAAUACCGACGCGUCUCGACCGCCUCCGCGUCACACCACUGCAGCCAGUUACCAACAUACGCGAGCUCUCGCCUGCACUACCUCCUAGCUACCUAAGCCCGGCGCCCUCCCCCGACGAAUUGUGUAUUCAGCAACGAGGUCGGAAGCGUCUUCCGUCAACAUGGUCUCCCGAUAUAGAACUGAAGCGAAACUCUUCAUUCCAUUCUACUGUCCGCACCCCAACCAAAAACCCGCCCGGCCGCAUUUCGCCACCCAAAUUAGGCGUUACCCUUCGAUCAACACCGAGGAAACGACUUGUUCUAGGCGAAACUGAACGUAUUCCAUUCACGCCAGAGAAAAUCGAUUUCAGCGACCUCAGUACACCCCAAAAGUUCAAACUGACUAGCCCAAUUAAGGGAUCACCUCCAGUUAAAAGAUUCAGAUUGGACAGAACCGUAGAAGAGUACAAAGGUCCUAUAGAUGUUGCACUUAAAGGUCUCAGUCCAACUCAACUUGUGAACAUGAUCAAACACAUUACCUACAAACAUCCGGAGAUAGAACAAGAGAUAAGAAGAGAAAUGCCAGCACCCGAUCUUGCGCCAUUAGAAGAAAAACUAAGUUAUCUGAAAUCAAACAUCUUCAAGAGUCUGCCAACGUCGAGGCUUACUUCGAAAACGGAUUCACCUGCUUUCUCGCGAGCGUCAACACAUUUGGCCGCCUUUAAGAAGUGUUUGAUCGAGCAAGGGAAGGUGUUAGUCGAGUCCCAGCAGUGGGAAUCCGUUGUGAAAUAUGUUUUUCUUGCAUGGAGCUAUGUGAGGGCGACCCCAGUAUGGGAUAACCAACCACAUAACGUACAGAGGAAGCUAUGUUUCAAAGCACUGACUACUUUCUGCAUGACUUCCCUUAAGAAGGGGGCACUUUCCAAGGAUACCCUGAUUGAUGUACAAGACAAACUGCAGGGCAUGGUGGCGGAUUGCGAAGAGGUCCAAUCGUGCAUAAAACUUAUUCAAGGACGGCUACAGGAUUUCUUG
This is a messenger RNA of Iphiclides podalirius (scarce swallowtail), 1155 nucleotides long. NCBI's taxonomy places the organism in Eukaryota, Metazoa, Arthropoda, Insecta, Lepidoptera, Papilionidae. The record is from the annotation of a GenBank genome assembly.